This is a messenger RNA of Helobdella robusta, 795 nucleotides long. RefSeq lists its product as hypothetical. The coding region runs from base 1 to 795 and encodes 264 amino acids. NCBI's taxonomy places the organism in Eukaryota, Metazoa, Annelida, Clitellata, Rhynchobdellida, Glossiphoniidae. The record is from RefSeq and is a predicted model, not a curated record. The transcript has 3 exons. Gene Ontology annotation, molecular function: catalytic activity.
AUGGCCCUCAGUAUCCGGCAGAAGAGGGUGCGAAGAAUCUCCGGAGACCCAGUCGAUGGGGUUGUGGUGCAAGGCCCUGUGGAUGGUCUGGCUACUGGCACCCCACUCUAUAGUGUGGCGGUGCAAGGCACUAUAGAUGGAAGGACUACUUGUAGACCAAGGGGUUGGAGGUUUGGUACCUGGAAUGUAGGCACGUUGACAGGAAGAAGUUUGGAAGUGGUGGAGGAGCUGCAGAGGAGAAUGGUUGACGUGGCUGCAUUACAGGAGGUCAGAUGGAAGGGUGAGGGUACAAGGUUUGUGGGGGCUAAAGGUGGAAGAUAUAAGUUGUGGUGGAAGGGGGAUGAUGGUACGGGAGGAGUUGGUGUGAUGGUAAGAGAAGAGUUGUUGGAGCAGGUGUUGGAAGUGAGGCGGAGAAGCAAUGGGGUAAUUGUGGUGGUGAUGGUGUUUGGAAAAGUAAUAGUGAGGGUGAUAUCAGGAUAUGCUCCGCAACAAAGUAGGAAGGAAGAGGAGAAGGAUAGGUUUUAUGAUGAUGUUUCUGACGAGAUUGGGCAAGCGGGGUUGAAUGAGUUUGUGGUGUUGUUGGGUGAUUUGAAUGAUGGAGCUUUAGUCACAUUAACAUUAAAAACUAUAGCAUUAAUAGGAGCAAUAUUAGUGCCAUAUAACAUCAAUGGUAGUAACAACGUACUAAUGGUGUUAAUGAAAAAAUUUUCAGUAGGUGUGGUUAAAGAUAAAUUUAUAAAGGGUGAUAGGAGUAGGAAGGAUUGCAUGCUGCUCAUUGAAACCUGCAACAUUUAA